Molecule: messenger RNA, 670 nt
Organism: Austrofundulus limnaeus
Lineage: Eukaryota; Metazoa; Chordata; Actinopteri; Cyprinodontiformes; Rivulidae
Source: RefSeq, a predicted model, not a curated record
GUUCGGCGGUUGAAGCCCCCGCUGCUAGCUGGGCGGACCAGAUGGAGCACGAGGCGGCCUCACCCGACAUCGAGGGGGGCGAGACCCAGUUUCUACUGGAUCUAAACCAAGAGGAGGACAAUGUUCUGCAGAUGGAGCAGGAGGUUCUCAGUCCAUGCCCAGCUCACUCCACCCCCGCUGCUGCGAGGGUGGACCAGGAAUCGUCCUUCUUGUCCCUGUGCCGCCGAGCUGCUGCUAAACUGGAGGUACAGUGGCCCUACCCUACACCAGCUCAAAAGCCGUUGAAGUUCGCAGGGUUUUAUCUCCCUUCUGAACCGGCUGAUGUGAAGCACCGUCUGCCUAUGUUUAAGGACUUUGUGUCGGAGCUGACAUCUUCCUGGAGCAAAGCGCUGUCCAUCCCGCCUUCGUGCCCGGACAGGGUCAGUACUUGGAGUGUUUCAGAAAACGGCCCCAAGAGGUGUCGGGUUUCAAAUGUUCAGUCUCCUCUGUUAAUGUCCCGAAAAAUAAACAAAAAACAUGUAGCCCCCUCCCUGGGUGCAAAUUGUGUUUUAAAAUGCAAAACUUUAAUAAACAGUUCUGCAAUUGUUUUCAAUGUGUCAUUAAAGAAUUAUCUUUGUGCACAAACGAACACAAUAAGCUGCGGGCGACAGUCAAUAAUGUUGUCCCUUCC